Molecule: messenger RNA, 777 nt
Organism: Thermochaetoides thermophila DSM 1495
Lineage: Eukaryota; Fungi; Ascomycota; Sordariomycetes; Sordariales; Chaetomiaceae
Exons: 3
Coding region: 1-777 (258 amino acids)
Biological process (GO): nuclear mRNA surveillance; rRNA catabolic process; U4 snRNA 3'-end processing
Cellular component (GO): nucleolus; nuclear exosome (RNase complex); cytoplasmic exosome (RNase complex)
Source: RefSeq, a predicted model, not a curated record
AUGACAACAACGACGGCAACGACAGCUCCCGAAGCGGCCCUGGGAGUCCUGCCGCGCGCAGAUGGGUCGGCUCGCUACUCACACGCCGGCUACACCGUCACAGCAUCAGUGAACGGGCCCAUCGAGGCCCAGCGUCGGGAUGAGCACCCUUAUGAGGCACAUGUCGACGUGAUCGUACGACCGGCCGCAGGGGUGGGAGGCACCCGCGAGCGACACCUCGAGUCCAUCCUGCAGUCCUCGUUUGCCCAGAUCAUUCUGGUCAAGAGCUUUCCGCGCUCGCUUAUCCAGAUCGUCCUGCAGGUUGAGGAGUCGCCCGAGAACGAGUAUGUGAACACCAAGCUUGUUCAGGCUAGCCUGAACUUUGCCGUCAUGCCUGCCUUAUUCCAGACGGCAAUGCUGGCCCUGCUUUCGGCAGGCGUCCCCAUGAGGGCAACAGCAACAGCUACCGCCAUUGCUCUCGCCAGUGAAAACGGUGCCACCAAGACCCUGAUCGACCCGUCCCCCAGGCAGGUCGAGUUGGCCCAGUCGGUGCACGUGUUCGCCUUCACGUCGCAGGAUGAGCUGCUACUAGCCGAGAGCGAAGGGGACUUUACCAUCAAGGAGUGGGAUGCCGCCUACGAGACUGCCAAGAAUAUCUGCUGCCGGCCGUCACCCACGAUGGACGGCGUACAGAUGAUGGCGAUUGAUGACGACCGUCUCGUCGGUCCGGAUCUGCGCCAUUUCAUCCGCUCGACGAUGGAAGCCAAGGUCGCUACCGAUCUCCAUUGGAAAUCGUGA